GAUGUUCUGCUCCAACGGAUUAAUGCACGUCGGCCAAAAUGUAUGGAACUGGAGCCGCGUUCUAUGCGGACUCCUGUAUCCCGAACCCGAUGGAGUCCUUGAAAGACCUUUGCCAAAAGAAGGAGAUCUAGAAGGUGGGUGUGAUGCGGUAGGGGAAAAGGAUAUGUGGCCUAAACACAUUUUCCAAUUAGAAGGACUAAUGGUUCUAAGACUAUGGGGACGGUCACGUGAUACUGAUGAAAUGUUCCGAAUCGUAUGGACGAAAUGUCUAUACUAUAAGAAAUUCGACAACUUUAUACAUACAUUGGAUACACUAGAAAUACCUGGAUCAAUAGCUUGA
This is a messenger RNA of Dimorphilus gyrociliatus, 340 nucleotides long. The record is from the annotation of a GenBank genome assembly. NCBI's taxonomy places the organism in Eukaryota, Metazoa, Annelida, Polychaeta, Dinophilidae.